Molecule: messenger RNA, 1376 nt
Organism: Drosophila teissieri
Lineage: Eukaryota; Metazoa; Arthropoda; Insecta; Diptera; Drosophilidae
Exons: 2
Coding region: 171-1070 (299 amino acids)
Molecular function (GO): DNA binding
Source: RefSeq, a predicted model, not a curated record
AGAAAAGCAGAAAGCAAAAUGUACAUCGUCAGUUGGGGAGCAGCAGUUGCUCGGCGUGGUUAUCGUUUGUACUUUUCCCUUUGUGCUUUUUGGCACGUGGGACCAUUGCCAAAGCGGGUUCUCUAAAAAUAGAAAGCACUACCAAAAAAGAUCAUUUAUUCAAGGCGGCCAUGAAUAGUGCAGUACCGACAGGCGUGGUAGGACUACCCUAUCGAUUUUCGGAUGAGCGUACGGUCAAGUUCGUAGAGCUUUACGGCCGGGAACCUUGUCUAUGGAACAAGCGACCCUAUUUGCGACGAGCUCGAAACGCCGCCUAUCGGCGAAUUCAAUCCGGGAUCAAUGCUGAUAUAGAGCCAUACGAAUCAGGUCUUACCAUACAGGGCGUCAAGAUGAAGAUCAAGAAUCUCCGUACUGGGUACCACCAGGAGCUGAAGAAGAUCAGAACUAUUGCGGGAUACCAGGCAAAGACGCCCUGGUUUGCCCCACUUCACGGAUUUUUGGCAGAGUUCCUAGACACGAAUGAGUUGGAUACAGCAACAACUACGCAACUAAGGCGUCUACAGAUUCGACUAACCAGGCUAAAGCCGAUUAAGAUACAGACGGAGAUUAAGCCUGAUCCAGAUGAUUUUUGUGCCCCCGAGAUGCCAUUGGAUCCUACACCCUCGUCCUUAUUUACUGUGCUGCCAGCACCCAUGACCAUGGACCAGCCUCCCACUCCACCGCCUUCCCUGCCCAAGAUCGGAGACAUCAACUCACCAGGACUUCCAGCCCCAGUUCCUGUUCAGAUGCCACUGCCCCUGUCCACAGCCUGCUCCAUUUCCGAAAAGAGUGAGGUCUUGGGACUGGGUCUGGGAUCAUCGGCAGCUCGACGGGCGAAUGGAGUUGGACUCGGCGUUGGUAUGCGAGGCGAGGACGAGUUCACCUACUUUGGUCUGAGCGUUGCCGCGCAAAUCCGGAAUAUGCCAUUGGCUAGUGCGAUGGUAAUGCAGUCGAAAAUCCAGUAUAUGCUCUCUAUGGAGCGUCGUAAGAUUAAUGGCCAUCCUGGCGAUAUGGAUAUAUUAUUUAACUAAGUUUCUAAGUUUCGUUAGUAAAUUAUGGAGAUUACAUUCCUUUAUGAAUCUGUGAAUAUGGUUAUACGUUAUCUACUUGUAUAAUUUGGCAGAACAUCUUUAAUUGAUAAAUUAGGUAGACUUAUGUGCUGUGUUCUUGUUCGAAAACACUAAGUAUCAUAUUGCACUAAACUCAAAGGCAAAGCAACCUCAUAAUUAGUAUAAGUUACUAAAAAAAUGAAUAAUGAAAAAAUCAAAAUUAUGUUCAUAUCACAUCAUUCAAAGUCUUUUGUUUCUUAAGCAAAUGUACAGACUUCCAAUUAAACU